UCGUCCCUUUUUCUUGUUCGAAUAUCAAAUUUAAGGGUUUGUUUAGUUGAAAAUCACGAUUUACAGUUUAGUUUAACAGAUUGUUAAGUGAAUGUUUGGCUUCUUUAAGUAUUUUGGGCCUGUGUCAUAAUCAAGUUAGCUUAUAUCUCUUUGUUUUUCUUCUUUUUAUAAUUCUUGUAGAAAAUGGGUGUCUUUCAAUCAAUCUGAAGUUUUUUUUAUCUUCUUGGUUCUCUUGAAGGAUCUGGAAAGUGGGGUUUUGGUCUUGAAGGAAACAAAAUAAUGAGAAGAUCAAAGGAGAACAAACCAGAUGGGCUGAGAAUGAAUGGCGUCAAGAUGGUAAAGGACAUGGGGCGGAAUCAAAGAAGGGCUCUGAGUAGCAUCAAUCAGAACAUUACAGGAACUUCCUUCCACCACCUUUGCAUGGUUAACAAGAGAGAAUUUCCAGGAAAAGAUGCACUUUGCAAUAAGAAGUCAGUUCUGGAGCAAAGACCAAAUACAAGGAGUUUGGCUGCAGAAAUGAUUAGCAACCAGCAACAGUUCCUAGAAGACAAUAAGAACAACCAAACUAAGUUGACGAUAAAGCCUGGUGGCCUGGAGGAUUGCGUGAUCAUUGAUGUGGAAGAGUUUGGGGAUGAUAUUGAUGUUAUGUCCCCUAUGUUUGUGAAGCACACAGAAGCAGUGCUAGAUGAAACUGAUGGGAUGGCAUCGGAGUUUGAAAUGGAAGAUGCAGAGGAGUCUAUUAUUGAUAUUGACAGCAGCGAUUCCAAAGAUCCGCUUGCACUUGUUGAGUAUGUAGAUGACAUCUAUGCUUAUUACAGAGAAACUGAGGUUUCAUCCUGUGUCUCUCCAAAUUACAUGGACAAGCAAUUUGACAUCAAUGAGAAGAUGAGGGCCAUCCACAUUGAUUGGCUUAUUGAGGUUCACUACAAAUUUGAGCUUAUGGAUGAAACAUUGUUCCUUACCAUCAAUCUCAUAGACAGAUUCUUAGAGCGUUGCACUGUGAUCCGAAAGAAGCUUCAAUUGGUUGGCAUGACAGCCAUGUUAUUAGCAUGCAAGUAUGAGGAGGUUUCAGUCCCAUUAGUGGAGGAUUUUGUUCUGAUUUCAGAUAAGGCUUAUACGAGGAAGGAUGUUCUAGAUAUGGAGAAAUUAAUGGUGAACACUUUACAAUUCAACUUGUCUGUGCCAACUCCAUACGUUUUCAUGAGGAGAUUUCUCAAGGCAGCACAAUCCGAGAAAAAGCUGGAAUUUCUCUCCUUCUUCCUCAUUGAGCUGUGCCUUGUUCAAUAUGAAAUGCUCAAGUUCCAACCAUCUCUGCUAGCUGCUGCAGCAAUAUACACAGCACAGUGCAGUCUUUGCCGGAUCAAAAGUUGGACUAAGACCAGCGAAUGGCAUACAAAAUACUCAGAAGAUCAGCUGCUGGAAUGCUCAAAAUUGAUGGUUACUUACCAUCAGAAGGCUGGAUCAGGAAAACUCACGGGAGUGUACAGAAAAUAUACUUCAUACAAAUUCGUGUAUGCGGCAAAAACUGAACCAGCACAAUUUCUCCUAGAUCUUUGACACAACACAACUUCUAGACGGUUGACUAUUUGUCAAGUAAUCUAAAGUUAGGAAUUGUCAGUUGCAACAUUGAGCAACCUAGAAACAGAAAACUAAAAGUCUAUUUCAGUGGUGAGGUUCUUUUAUAUUGUCCAUGCUUAGUUUUCUUGUUAUUUGGUCUUGUAUAUUGGUCUUGUAUUUUUUAAAUAAGGAGAAUACUAAUGUUACGCAGUCUGGUUUUGAAUAAA
Durio zibethinus is the source of this 1784-nucleotide messenger RNA. Its product is annotated as G2/mitotic-specific cyclin-2-like. NCBI's taxonomy places the organism in Eukaryota, Viridiplantae, Streptophyta, Magnoliopsida, Malvales, Malvaceae. Gene Ontology annotation, molecular function: cyclin-dependent protein serine/threonine kinase regulator activity. The record is from RefSeq and is a predicted model, not a curated record. Gene Ontology annotation, biological process: mitotic cell cycle phase transition.